Messenger RNA from Brassica rapa (field mustard), 6077 nucleotides. RefSeq lists its product as uncharacterized. Lineage: Eukaryota; Viridiplantae; Streptophyta; Magnoliopsida; Brassicales; Brassicaceae. The record is from RefSeq and is a predicted model, not a curated record.
GUCCCAAGUCGUAACUAAUCUAAUUAAAAAAUCUAACAUCUAAAACUUAGAGGAUUCACCAUGAUUUACAAAAGUGACGGAACCACUGAAGUUCUGACAUAUUCAUCAGUAUGAACCACUGAAGUUCUAACAUAUUCAUCAAUGUGAACCAGACAUUUCCUCUUUAUUCAUUUUAUUUAUCAUCAAACGACGACUACGCCACUAUCGAACGUCACCCUUUCUCAUUGCUUCGUAGUGUCACCGGGAAGUAAAUGAUUUCAUAUUUUGUUCCGGGUUUAGAGCCAAGGUCUCUCGAUUAAUUGAAUCGGCCCAGUACAACUAAACUAUAACACUCAUCAUGCAUCUUCUUUAUACUUAUAUAUACAAUCUAUUGCUUGAUGUGUAUAUUUACUAAUUAGUUACACACCGAGCCAAAUUGUCACCAGCCACGGGUUGUCCUUCGACGGGUUUGCGCCAUGGCUCACUGAGGAGGAAAGCAAUAAGCUUUCAUGUAAAAAGGUUACAAACUUUAUAAAUAACCAAACCAGAUCAAAGAGGGAUUUUAACCAAAAAAAGAUCAAAGAGGGAUUAACAGAUGAAUAUGGUGUAAACGGAAAAAGUAUGUUUGGGACUUUGAGUCACUGACAUAUUCUGACUUAGGCCAAUUCUAAUUGGAUAACAAAACGCCCGUAGUUUCUUUUCCAAUAAGACAAAAAAAAAACACUAGAGUGAAUAGUGUUUGGCAUCACACCAAAUAUUUUAUAUGUAUAUUUUAUUAUGUUUCAUUUACUAUUGUAAUUCAAUUAUUAUUAUUUAGUUAAAAUUUGUAACUAAACAUAAAUAUACUGCAUUUUUUUGUAUUUUAAAAUUAUUUUUACAUAUCUAAUAUAUUUUUCAGAAUCAGUAUGAUGUAAUAUAGUUUUAUUUUCAAAUAUCGAUUAUAAUCUUAUUCAAUUUAGUCAAUAAUGAACAAUUAAUAAUAUGAUAUUAUUGUAAAGUUAUCUAAUAGUAAUUAAUUACAGCUUUAUGUAGUACUAUUAUAUUAACCAAACAUUAAAAUAACAUUUUUAUUUUUAUUUGAUAAUAUAGUUAAAUUUGUAUUACUAACUAAUACAAGUUUUAUCAAAAUAAAUAUAUUAUGUUAUGUACUUUUCAUAAUUAAUAGUUUUUAAUUUUUGAUAUAAUAUAUUAUAUAAAUUGUAUACAUAAAAGGUAUAAUAUUUAAAACCAAAAAUAUAUAAAUGUAAAUAAAUUUGAUAAACAGAAAAUUACAAAAAAAAUUAACAAACAUAAUAUCAAAGUGCGAUAAGAUAAUUAUUUAUUAAUUACAAGUAAUAAAAAUAUAAAAAUUAUUAGAACUGAAAACAUCAAAUAAUAUAUUAUAUUACUUUUGGUGUAAUAUUUGGUGUCAUGGUUAGAGAUGACAAAAAAAAAAUUAUUAGAGAUGACAUUAAAACACCAAAUUUGGUGUAAUUUCAACUCCAAAUUUAGUGUCAUGGUUCGAAAUGCCCUUAGAACUGAGUAUUAAUUGAAUCAAAAUCACUAAACCCAACCCAACCGAAACUUUAAUCCUAAGUUUCACGCUAAGCAAAUCAAACCCGAGUUAUGUUCAAGUUCAAACAAGUCAAAUUUGGUUCGAAUACCCAAUCUCCUUUUAAAAAAAAUCAACCGAAAGUUCACCGAUCACCAGGCUAUGUUAGAAUUUUUGGGGAGACAAGUUUGGUCUGAGUUUGUUACCCAAAAACUUGUAAAAGAUAAUCCAUAGAAGACUAAAACCUGUAGUUUGUGUCUAUCAAUAAUGGUCAUUUCUUUUGCUUGAAAUUGAAUUUUAUAGCAAUGGAUUGGGCGACGUAGUUUCGGUUUCCCGAGCGUGACGCUGAAACUCCACCACCUGGACGUGAUUAAUGAGCGUGGCAUACACCCAGGACUAAGAACUCAUAUUUGGCUCCCUAGUGACCUGUAAGUUUGUAACCAUUGAUUUUUUAUACUUAUUUUAUUAAUUUUGUCUAACUAAACAGAAUAUGCAGAUAUCUGCGAGAAAAAGAAAAGCGAGAGGAGUUCACAAGAAUGUGUAGUGAAUAUUUUUUUAAUUUCUCUUAUAACUCUUUUAUUUCACAAGAUUGCAGAAGAAGCGAAACUCACGGAUCCAUCGACACAUACUGUCAUAUACAUAUCUAUCCAUGACGAACUUCUUCAGAAUAUCAAUUUCUAAUCAGGGGUCGCUGUGAAGUAUUAUGCGAUCAUAUCGAAUGUUUUAUCAUCCUUCUAAUAAAAUACGAUAUAUACAACACAUCUUGGACUCUAAGUCUAUAACUGUACAUAAAAUAAUAAGCUGUUUAUUCGUUCAAAGAUAGAAAACGAUUUUACUACAGUGACAAACUUUGUAGAAAAGUCUGUAAAAUAUAGAUCUCAAGAGACUGUAGACGAUUCCCAGCUAUUAUUUUCUGUCACAGAAACGACAUUUAAUAAUAUAGAGUACUGUUUAUUUAGUAAUCUUGAUUUUCUUGGAUAAAAAACAACUUGAUGACCAGAAUUCAAAUAGGCUUAAGCAAGAGAAGACGUUAUACGACUCUCAUUCGCUUACAUGUGAAUGUCAAUUAAUUUUAUGAUUUUCUCCAAAUCCAAUCAUUUUCUUUUUGAUAAAAAAUCCAAUUAACAUUUUCAGCUAAUUAAUUAUCAAAUACUACCUUAUCUUAUACAGAUAUUUAACUUAUCAGUUAAAUACUAUCAGUGCCCAGAGAUCAUAUAAAACUCAAAAGAAGAUGCUAGCAAGGUAUAAAAAGAGUAUUUGACAAAUUCUUGUUCUCGAAUAAAAUGAAAUAAAUAUGUUCAAUAAUUGGCGGCGUAUAAUCUACACAAUAAGUCAAACAAAUCUGCAUAUUAGAGUUAAGAGAAUAUUAUCUAAUCUAGUCAUUUAGAUAUCAUUCCUUUAAUUACCAAACAAAAGAUACGACUCCAUUCUUCUUCUUCAACCUAUUGACUAAAAUAGUACUAUAUUAGAACUUAUCCCUAACGCUUAAUGUGUAAUCUCAAUCAAGCAUCAAACUUUAGCUAGUAUCUUUCAUCGAUUCAAAUAUCUAUCUCGAAUAUUUAUUAUACAAAUAGAUUAUAAUGAAGAUGUGAUAAUCCUGUCAAAACUUCUAUUGAUCUCGAGAACAAUUGAUUACAAAUCCAAAGAUUUCUUUUUUUUUUUUGGGCAAGACAUUCAUUAGAAACAUAAGCGAAUACAUAAUGGAGUUACAGGAUUGCAGUGUAGCCUCUGCAAGCGCAUAUGCUGCCCUGUUUUCAGUCCGAGAAGCAUAAUUAAAGGAGAUUACAAAGAGAUCACAAGAUAAGCUUUGAAUGUCAUGGAGUAUUCCAAAGAGUUCCUUGAUUGAGUCUCUUCCGUUGAUGGCUCUGAUAAGAUCUGAGCGUCCAAAGAUUUCAACUAUGUAUUUUUCUAGAGCAUGAAAGUGCGUAUAAACAUUCAAAAAACAAACUCACUACUAAAGUCGCGUACUUCGGUUAUCCACUUUUUGGAUAGUAAUUUUUUUUUUAUGGACAUUAGGGACCAGUGAGAAGAAUCUCUUACAUGAGAAUCUAUCUUAUCAAGAAUAGACAACCGUUCUCAGUCUUUACAUGCUUUUACUCUACCAGUAUAUAAAUUGACAAAUGUACGAAUAUUUGAGUAAAUAUAUGUAUCUGUAACAUUUCCAUAAAUAUUCGUAUGUUUGAUGCUUUUGAAAUAUUCGCAAAAGGAUCGUAUAUGUGCCAAUUUUUCAAGGCAGCUAGAAUUUUUGGUCUCCAAUUUGAGAUAAUUAUAGCAUAAGAUGAAAUGUCGUUAUGAAUACUAUUCCCGGGAACUGAAUCUUUUCUUCUGAAUCUCUCUUCCCAACUACGUGUAGACAACGUGUAUCAUCAUCACGUGAUACAUUUCUUUCUUUCUUUAAACUCAUGCGUGAUACAUUUAUAAUUUUUUAGAAAAAAACAGAUCAUUCUUUUUUUCACACUACUUUAUGUGAAUUCUAAGUUUUUUAAGUUUUUCAUAUAAAUAGAGAGGACGUUUUUUUUUUGUCGUAUGAUGAGAUAUCAUUUUGAGUUGAGAGACAUAUUAAUAUCUAAAGUAUUCCAACUCAUAUAUAUUUAUGUUGUUAUCACUUAAUAAUAUCUAAUGAUAAGACAAAACAAAAUUUAUGAAUCAAAAUGUCUUAUUUAGAACUAUCAUAAGUUUUUGAGUUCGAGAAUACUACAAAACAAAAUUUAUGAAAGGUUCCCAAUUUGUUCAUAACUGUUCGUUCAUUCAACUAAUUAUAAAUUUUUAAUCUGAAGCUUUAUAAUUUAUCAAGGACGACCACUAAAAUUUAGUAUACAUGAAACAAAAUGAAAUUUAUGUUGAUUAAUUACUUUUAUUGUUUAAAAACCUCCCAGAUAUUUUUUCAUUAUAUUUUUUGAAGAAGUAUUGAUUAAUUUGUGAGCCUUAUUUGAUCAAAAAAAAAAAAUUUGUGAGCCUUCAAGAUAAAGAAGCAAAAAAAUUGUGAGCCUUCAUCAAGUGGAAAUUUUUCGUGGACCUCAUCUUCUUUGAUUAAAUUUUAUUUUCUUUUAAACAAAAUAAUUAUUAUACAUAUAAAGAUGUAUAUCUUUAUUAUACAUAUAAAGAGAUAUAUUAAAGUUAUAUAUAACUAUUGUUUUUGGGUAGUAUUACGUUCUCCUAAUUAUGUUUAAAAUGGCAACUAUUUUAGAUUAGAAAACGGAUCAUAUAAACAACAUGCGUGAGAUUUAAAGAAGCUCAAAUUCUUCUUUUGUUUUCUUUUCAACUUUGGCCCUAUGUGACCAAGGAGGGUCGGCAACUUAUCUUCGGAAUGGCACGUGGCCACAUAGGAUUGGUUGGACAUCAGAUCCGGUGCCGGACUUAUCCUCUUUAAGAUAGCUCUUUUUGUUAUUACAAGAGAAACAUUGAACAUUGAAGUCUUUGAAGAAUCUAACUGUUCGCGUCUUUAUCCGGAAGAGAUAAAGAAUCCAAAUUUGUCAAUAGGCUUACUACAAACAAACAUUUAGAGGAAAAUCUAAAAUAAAUCGUUACAAGUUAAAAAAAAAAAAAACCAGUGGCAAAGAAUAAAAGAUAGCGAAGCUUCUAAAUUUCUCUUACAAGGAAAAUAAAAUUGAAAUAAUUUAAAACGAGAAAUAGGAAAAGAAGCAAGUCUUUUCAGCAUCAAAAAGAGAAAACAUACCCAUAAUAAGCUACAUUUCUUGAUGGAUGCUGUUCAUGAUCAUGAUGGCUCCACUAUCUCCAUAACCUAAUCCCUUGUGGCAUUAUGUAUAUAUAGCCCCAUUGAGAUCUUAUUGCAAUAUCACAAACCUUACACAACUAUCCCCCUCUUCAUUCCAAGUUCUCUUACAUAACAGAAUCACAAAGAUAAUCUGUUUCAAAGUGAGUAGAGUAUAAACUUUGACAAUUAUUAAUGGAAGGUAAAGGACGAGUUGUAUCAUCAACUUCUUCUUCUUUAACAACCGAACUAUUCGGUUCCAAAGAUCCUGUGCCGCCAUCUUCUUCCUCUGGAAUCUUCUCCUCCAUUUUCCCUCAUCCCUCCAAGGGCGUUGCAAGAGAUGGUCAAAGCUCCAAACAUGGCUCACAAGCUCAACGUAGAGAAACUUCAAAUGCACAAGACAGAGUUGAGCCAUGCAAUCUAAGCUCUUCUCUUUACUACGGUGGCCAAGACGUAUACCCUCGAUCCACCACCAACCAAACUUACCCUACAGUUAAAAACGAGGGUCCAAGAAGCCAAGAAAACGAUGCUAAUGGACAUAACUCGCAAGAUGUUUCAAGAGGAAACUGGUGGCAAGGUUCUCUUUAUUACUAAAGAACCAGUUUCUUUGUAAAUCUCUCAUGAAGCUCAAGUCAUAUACUAAUUAUCUACCAAUCAAGACUUUUGUAUAAAUAAGCUUAUGCAGAACAAAGGAUAAUAUAUUUGGCGAUAAUAUUGAAAGAGCUCUCCUAGUAAACGUGUGUUGGUAAUGAACUGUAUCAGUAUUUACUCUGCUUCUCUCUUUCUCAUGUUCAACAAAAAAAGAUGAAAUAUGUAGCAUUUUUUUUGGGUAAUCAAAUAUGUAGAAUUUUACCA